AUGUCAUCCGAUAGCGGAAAGGAAAUUCAAACCAUACUUGAUGAAUUAACUCAAGUAAAGGGCAGUGUCACACAAUUUGUUGCUCAGCUCAAUACCAUUAUUUCAAGAGCACCCACCAGGGAGGAUUGGAACAAGCUUAACGAGAUUGCUUAUGAAGGAGAAAAAUCGAACGAAUCACCAAUGACUCUUAAUCGAAUAAACCAAGCAAUAGAAUGGCCAACCAGUGCUAUUGCUAUCCGAUUGAAAGAGCUAUUCGAGGAUGGUAAAUUGCCGUUGAUGACUGCUUUAACAAGAGUAUGUGUCAAGACUGGUGCCGACCCCAAGGCAUGUAAUUUUAUAUUAGACUACAAUCCCAAAGUUGAUCCCAAAAAUGAAAUGACAUCUAGUAGUCACCAAAAAAAUUCCAAACGCAUAAAAAAUAACUCCGAAUCGUAUCCGCCAAUAUUGCCAACACUUAGAUCCAAGUCAUUGGCCAUCCGAGCUGCAACAGAUAAGAGUUAUAGACGUAUUGAAGAUUUAUUGGCCUCUACAACUAAUGAUUUCCAAAAGAGCCAUAACGGAAGAUUGGCAUCAAAAGGUAGGGCAAUUUUGAAUCUUUGUUUAGUUGAAAUUUUAGAGCCUUAUGCUGGUUUGUCGGACGAAGAUAUUGAUUUGAUAACUCACAGAUUAUUGUCGAACAGAAUUUUAGCAAAAUUUGCUUUCGGGUAUAAUUUAGUGGACGGCUCAAAGUAUAACUUGUCAGUCGAUGCCGAUUUUGAAGAAAAGAUAGAAGUCAUUGGAAAUCUUUUUUUGGCACAUAUUGGUAGUUUGAGAGAGGAGAACUAUGAUUUGGAAGAUUUGAAGAGAUUUGUAAGGCUGUUAUACGAUACCGUAAUUACUGAGUAUAUCGAGAAAAAUGAUCCAUUAGCAAAAGCUUCGUUGAUGGAGUUGGAUUUAUUGUUCAAAAGUAUCACUAAUUUGAAGUAUGCUCCUCACCACAACUUUCAGUAUGAAAUUCGCGAAACAAAUGACGAUCCUCAUGUGGUAAAGAUUUUGGUUGAUGGGGUUGAAUUGGGGUCAGGUGUUUCGUCUGCAAGUUUGGAAGCUGCCAAAUAUAGGGCCGCCAAUGAUGUCUUUGAUGGAUCUGGCAAUGGUAUUCGCAAAAUUUGGGAGGUUUUGGUUGCAAAUGUGCAAGAACACAAUGCUCAAGCCAAUAAUGGAGCAACCCCAGUACCGUUAUUGACAAACGGUCCAAUGGGGUAUGUAACAGGUGUUCCUGCCCCAUUAGGCUAUUUACCAAAUGCAAAUGCAGUUGUGCCUCCGCCCCUGAUUUCUGCUCCAGUUCCAAUACCCCAAGCUCAACUUGCUAUUAAAAAUUCUACUGUUUCUAAUGAGAUUGGUGCAAUUACAAAUUCACCUCAUAAUCAACAACAGCCACCAACACAAUCACAACCACCACCACAGCAGCAAAUAAACCCACAACUUCAAUCACCACAAGCACAGGAACAGCAACCACAACCACGUGCAUCAGCCGGAUCGAACUCACCUAUGAAUCCAUACCAACAGGUUACAAGUCAACAUCCUUCUGCCCAUCCGACUCCUGUGAUUGGGCAACAACAGAUGACUGUCUCACAACAACCUCAACAGUAUGUCCAAUAUCAACAGCAACCUUACCAAAUAUACCCACAUGCAACUCCGCAAGCACCUUAUGGCCAACAGUCUAUGGUACAGGCACCACCCCAACAUAUUUACCAGCAACAAAAUACUACAAUGGCACAUACACCUGUACAAGCAGUAGUACCGAUGGGACAACAAGGUAUGCGCCAUGGUAAACUUGAAGGCGCAUACUAUGAUCUGAAUAACAUUCUCACACUUCCUUUAGAGAUUCCUGGUAAUAACUCAGCAUUGAGCACUUUGAAUACAAUGAUAAGUCAAGCAAAGAUCAUGCCACCAGAAUAUAAUGUACACGAAUUGACUCCAUUAUCACAGGACAGAAAAUUAUUCUAUGCUACUGUACAAAUUGGAGAUGUUUAUCUAGGAGCUGGCUAUGGAUCAACCAAAAAGGAAGCUCGUCAUAAAGCAGCUAUGUGUGCUUUAAAUAAUCCCGAAAAGUGUCUUCAAGUUGGAUUAACUUUACCUCUGACAUUGUGA
Messenger RNA from Candida tropicalis MYA-3404, 2130 nucleotides. It is a transcript of the gene CDL1, whose product is annotated as Cdl1p. Gene Ontology annotation, biological process: RNA processing. Gene Ontology annotation, molecular function: ribonuclease III activity. The record is from RefSeq and is a predicted model, not a curated record. The transcript has a single exon. The coding region runs from base 1 to 2130 and encodes 709 amino acids. Lineage: Eukaryota; Fungi; Ascomycota; Pichiomycetes; Serinales; Debaryomycetaceae.